AUGCAGCUUUCCGUCAUACUCUUUCUGUGCUCCUCUUUGAUCGCUCUCAGCAACGCGCAUUUCGUGCUUCAGUCUCCAGUUUCUUUAGGAUAUUACGACGUAGCAGAGGCAACUGGACCAUGCGAUACCUUCAACCUGACAAAUAGAGAUAAUGUCACGUCCUGGCGGGUGGCUGGCUAUCCAGUGCACGUACUCACUACCCACAACAAAGUAGUUUUUGAAUACCGAGUCCCACUGUUGAACGACACCAAUACUUGGGUCAACAUCAUCCCUCCAAUCCAGGAAACCGGUGUUGGCGACUUUUGCCUUCCUGCUGUACCUGGGUAUCCACCGUGGUGCGCAGCCAUAGUUUUCUCAACAGAUAAUGCUGCACCCGUACCUCCAGCUUGCAGGAAGUCCUCGGAUGUGGCCGCGGUGGUCACUUCUUAUGCCUCCACCGUGCCAUUCGGAACUCUGCUCGUUACUUCUUCUAUAUCCAUGUCCAUGUCAAUGCCAACAGGAACUAUUCCUGCAUCCACAACAGCCACAGCUUUUCAAAACACGACUACCACGCAGGCUAGCAAGACGAGCAGUGCUUCUGCCUCAGCCGCAACGACUUCGAAGGUCGUAUCGGGUGCUGAGACUGGGAUCAAGAUUCAAACGAUUUUUGGAUGGUGGACGCUCUCAGCGGCGAUUCUGGGAGCGUGGAUGGCUCUCGCAACCUUAUAUUGUGCAGGAACAAUCGCGGCCCAGUCAACUUCCAAAUAUCCCACCUACAACUUCACACAGCAAGUAGACCAUAGUGGCAACAAUUCGGCAACUUUUAACCAGAGUUACCAACUCGUCACUGACUUCUUUAGAGCCGGAGGGCCGAUCCUUUUCCUUCAGGGUGCGGAGCAAGGAAUAAGCUCAAGUCCAAUCGAGAAUGAUAUCAUCAUGGACUGGGCAGAGGAACUCGGUGCAGCUCUCGCCGUUCUGGAACAUAGAUUCUUUGGGACAAGCAUUCCGGAGUCCUUCGAUGGAUCAUUGGCUUCAUUUGCGCCACUUAGCCUGGACAACGUAAUGGAGGAUGCUGUUUCAUUUAUCGAAUUCAUCCAGAAAAGUGUACCUGGCGCUGCAAAUAGCAAGGCAAUUGUCACCGGAGGAUCAUACGGUGGGAACUUGGCUCUCGUUUUUCGAGUCAAACAUCCGGAGACAUUUUACGGAAGUUUUGCAUCUGCGCCCCUAACUGAGUCCUUUGGCCCACUAGCAAGCAACACAGACAAGUUCCGGGCAUCCGAAGCGCUUUCGAACAUCUACUAUGAUGCAUCUACAUUGGCUGCCCAAAGAAUCCAGAGUGCCAUGCUGCAGUUUUAUGGAAAGAACUGCACUGAAGCAAUCCCUGAUCUGAAUUUGUGUGGCCCUGCUCCUAAUGCAACACAAUUCCCUGCCCUGUAUGGGGCCUCCAUUUCAACAUACCGCUACGCUGCACUAUUCAACUAUCCAAUCCCAGCUGUAUAUGCUCCACCAUAUCCACUCCAAUACCUAAUCAACGCCACUCUCGCAGCUUCAACACCGGGCGAAGUACUUCGCAUACCCUUAGCCAUGACGAACUGGCAAGAAGAUCUCUCAGAAUGCGUCAACUGGAGCAGCCCCAACAUCACCGGUCAACUCGCCGGCGUGUCCAUCGCCGAUUCAUGGUUCUACCUCCAAUGCCAAUACUACCCCAUUUCCGAAAGUGCCGUCCCACCCGGAGACCUAUUACCUCCGACCGAUGUCACCACCCGGGUGGAAGUAUGCUCAAAUCCAGAGUGGGAGAGCAGCAUCUAUAACUCUUCGAACGAGUUCUGGCAACAAUACCUGGGAACGGCAGAUGAGAUUGUGGACAACACGACGCGACUGCUUAUUUUGCAAGGUGGAUACGAUCGUGAUCAGGGUGUCGGCAUGCCGAACCUUACGCUGACCGAUGACCGUCAGCACUCGAGGGUGAUCUUUACUUCUGGUCUUGGACAUACGGAAGAUAUGUUUGGUGAAAGUGUGCUACCGAGAGGGGUUCGACCACAGUUGGAUGCGGUGCGGGACACGAAGUUGGAGUACUUGAAGCAGUGGUUGGGGAUGUAUGAUGCAGCGAAUCUUUGGAAUGCGACAACGGUAUCUUCGUCAACAUCUUCCUCCUCAUCCGCGUCCUCUUCUUCCACAUCCACCUCCGCCUCUUGGAAGAUUGGAUACAAUUUGCUUAACAUGCUUGUCGGACUCGUUUCCUCUGUCUUUUUGUUUCAUUUGUUUGCGUAAUUAAAGCAGUUUUCUCGCGGCGAAAUGUGAAACAGGCAGUAUUAUAAAGGAAUAUUUUCAUGAGAUUUGCUCACUCUUUCUUUGGACCUGAGCAGCUG
Mollisia scopiformis is the source of this 2348-nucleotide messenger RNA. RefSeq lists its product as uncharacterized. Bases 1 to 2250 code for a protein of 749 amino acids. NCBI's taxonomy places the organism in Eukaryota, Fungi, Ascomycota, Leotiomycetes, Helotiales, Mollisiaceae. The transcript has 8 exons. Gene Ontology annotation, biological process: proteolysis. The record is from RefSeq and is a predicted model, not a curated record. Gene Ontology annotation, molecular function: serine-type exopeptidase activity; dipeptidyl-peptidase activity.